Capsella rubella is the source of this 2144-nucleotide messenger RNA. Its product is annotated as terpenoid synthase 28. Lineage: Eukaryota; Viridiplantae; Streptophyta; Magnoliopsida; Brassicales; Brassicaceae. The transcript has 7 exons. Gene Ontology annotation, biological process: diterpenoid biosynthetic process. The record is from RefSeq and is a predicted model, not a curated record. Bases 1 to 1851 code for a protein of 616 amino acids. Gene Ontology annotation, molecular function: terpene synthase activity; magnesium ion binding.
AUGGAAGCCACAGGAGUUUUUGGUCGACCAAAACUUGGAUCUAGGCUCUCUAUUUGUUCUCAGACCAACGCAUUUACAGCAUGCAAACUCUCUAGCUUCCGGCUGAAAACGUCAUAUCCCAUUAAGCAUGCACAUGGUCUUGUUCCUUUGAAGGCCUCAAAGACUACUCAUCCUCUGGCUUGUGAAGGCGAGGAAGAAUAUAAUCGCAACUUCGAAAAGUUAGCCCCUUCUGAAUGGGGUCAUCAGUUCCUCUCAGCUCAUGUUGAUCUCUCGGAAAUGGAUGCGCUUAGGAUAGAAAUAGAGACACUAAAGCCAAAAGUAAGGGACAUGUUCAUGUUAUCUUCCGAGGGGAUUAAGUCGACCAAGAAGAAUAUUAUGUUCAUAUAUUUGCUUGUGAGCCUUGGUCUCGCGUAUCAUUUCGAGGAUGAGAUCGAGGAAGCUCUCAGAGAUGGUUUCCGAAAGAUGGAGGAAGAGGACAUGAUGAGUGGUGAAGAUGACUUGUACACAGUUUCCAUAGUCUUCUUGGUUUUCAGGACAUAUGGUCACAACAUUUCUUCUGAUGUAUUUAAGAAAUUCAAAGGGGACAAUGGGAAAUUCAAGGAAUGUCUUGCCAGAGAUCCUAAGGGUAUCUUGAGCUUGUAUGAAGCUGCUCACAUGGGGACGACAACAGAUUAUAUAUUGGAUGAAGCCAUGAGCUUUGCUAAGAGUCACUUGGAGGAGUUCUCGUCAGCUGCUGCAAACGGGUCAUGCAAGCGUAACCUCUCAAGGCGUAUACUAAAGGCUUUGGAUCAACCGCAGCACAAGAACAUGGAGAUCUUUGUCGCAAUGGAAUAUAUCCACUUCUACGAACAAGAACAAGACUGCGACAAGACGCUACUCAACUUUGCCAAGCUCAAUUUCAAAUUCCUACAGCUUCUUUACCUUCAAGAACUCCAAAUCCUUUCAAAAUGGUACAAGGAACAAGACUUGGAAUCUAAGUUGUCACCUUACUUCAGAGACAGAAUCGUGGAAGUACACCUCGUCACGCUAACAUACUUCGAACCAAAAUACUCGCGCGUGAGGAUUUUUUUGAGUAAGAUUUAUACGCUUCAGAUCAUUAUAGAUGAUACAUGUGACAGAUAUGCUUCUCUUUGUGAGGUUGAAAGCCUCGCAGAUACCAUCGAAAGGUGGGAUCCUGAUGAUUAUGCCAUGGAUGGACAAGCAGAUUAUUUGAAAUAUGUGGUUAAAUUUAUAUUUGAUACAUUCCAAGAGUUUGAAAGAGAAGUGGGAUCAGAAUUAGGAGGAUCUUACAUCUUGAAAGCUACAAUUGACGAGUGCAAGAGGGUGAUGAGAAACAACCUUAAACUCGCGCAAUGGGCAAGAAAGGGUCACUUGCCUAGCUUUGAUGAGUACCUAGAUGUUGCCGGAGUCGAGAUCGCUAUAUAUUUUACCUUGGCAGGUAUUCUGAUGGGUAUGGAAAGUAUCUGCAAGAAAGAAGCUCACGAGUGGUUGAAAGCUAGAGACAAACUCGUUAGAGCAUUAAUUACAAAAACACGAGUGGUGAAUGAUAUGCUUGGCUUUGAGGAUGACAUGAGCAGAGGAUAUGUCACGAACUCGAUCAACUGUUAUAAGAAACAAUAUGGAGUUACGGAAGAAGAAGCCAUUAGAAAGCUUCGUCAACUGGUUGCAUACCUUGAUAAGAUAAUGAAUGAAGAGUUCUUGAAGACAAUCAACGUGCCACGCGAAGUUCUAAAGGUAGUCAUUAUCGACACUGCACGUGCGGCGAAUGUUAGCUACGAAAAGGAUGAUGAAUUUACCCGUCCUGGUGAUCAUCUCAAGAACUACAUCAAGUCUAUGUACAUUGAUCUUUGAGGAAUUUGGUGCAUUAAACUUGCUUGCUUGUGAUCUUUUUAUGGUUAUACUGCUUGUUCUUUCUUGGAAGGUUUUUACUUUUUGUUUCCCAUAAGUCUGAGCAUUCUUCGAAAAAAAAACAAUGCUCAUCCAAACAAGUCAACGAAACACAAGUCUACAACCAAAGAACGAGUUCAUCUCCUCCAAACACUGCUUGCUAUGCCAAAAAAUAUGUGAGUGCGGCAAUAUGUCUGAAAGAACAACCCUGGUCCAGCUAACGUCGUGAACCCUCUGUCUAUCAAGAGGAGCAUGGC